Molecule: messenger RNA, 4734 nt
Organism: Cinara cedri
Lineage: Eukaryota; Metazoa; Arthropoda; Insecta; Hemiptera; Aphididae
Source: the annotation of a GenBank genome assembly
CUACUAGCUAUUUUUUAUACCAACGUAUAAACUCUAGGAAAAACAUUACUCUAUGGUUAUACAAAACUGUUGUAGAUAUAUAAUAUAGAGUAAAUUGAAUAAAUUGUAUUUGUAUCUAAUAAAAAAAAAAUGUAUUUUAGUGAUUAAUUCUAAUUUAUUUUCAGUUAAUGUUAAUUAUUUCUAUUAUUUGGCUAUGUCAAAAUAACAAUUGUCAAAAGACUUAAAGAUUGAUUUGACUGAAUACUUUUAGAUCAUUAUUUGGUCACUUGACAUAUUCAGUAAGUUUGUAACCAACCUACCUUUAUUAUUUGGAUAAAUACCUAUAGGUAAUUAUUGAAUAUGAUUAUUACAUAAAUUUAAUUUAAUUAUUUCUGAUUUCUCCCUUAUAUUUUUCUUCAAUAUCUAUACAGGUUAUCCUACAAUGUUAUCCAUAUGCUAAUGACUGUCAAUAUACAAUUAUUUUUAUCAAUCCAGUUUUGUGUCAGAGGACACAAAUGUAGAGAAAAAUUACAUUUUUAUUUUCAAUUAUUAAUCACUAAAAAAAAAAUAACUUUAAUAACUUUUUAAAAUUUUCAAAAUAGAUAAUUUACCUAUUUGUUAAAUAUAUUCUAAAUAUUUUAAUGUAUUAUACAUCCAUAUUUGAUCAAUAGUUUCUUAAUAAUAUCCAUUUUAAUUUCAACAUUUCUCAUUUUGUAUUAAGAAUAUGAUUUGUUAUCGUGAAACAUAGUAGUCUUGUUUUUUACAUGUUAAUAUAUAUAUUAAAAUGACUAUUACUAAGGAAAUAUUGAUUGGAUAUGAAUGUAUGAUACAUUCGAAUUUUUUAAAUAAUAUAUUUUACAAAUUGGCCAUUUUGAAAAUUUUAAAAGUGAAAUAAUAAAUUAAUUUUUUUAAGCAAUUAAUAGAUGAAAAUAAAAAUUUAAUUUUUCUCUACAUUUAUGUCCUGGCACAAAAACAAUGAAUGUUGACAGAGUUAUUAGCAUAUGCAUUACUCUGUAAACUUUUUUUUAGCAUCAUACCUAAACAUCAAAAUGAAGUCUGAAAAUAAUAUUAUUUUAUUUGAUAUGGGUAAAAAUGAAAUGUUUGAUAUCAAUGACAAUUUAAAAAUAUUAAGGAGAAAACUCAAAGGAUCAUAUACCAUUGCAAUGUAAGUUAUUAAACAAAUGUAUUAAUAAUGGCUGUUUUAAUUUAUUUAUUUUUAGAAAUAAAUAUGAAAUUACAAUGGAUGUUUUAAACGAUACACAGUUAGUUGUUUUUGGAGCUCCACGUGCUAUGUUUUCUGAAGCUGAAUUCAAUUGUCUUCGUAAAUAUAUUGUACUUGGAGGGUCAAUAUUAGUAAUGUUUACUGAGGGUGGUGAAAAAGAACUGCAUACCAAUAUAAAUUAUUUAUUAGAAGAAUUUGGUAUUAUGGUUAACAGUGGUAAAUACAAUAUUUUUUUAUAUUAACUCCAUUUAGUCUUCAAUAUUUUGUAAUUAUAUUAUUAAACCCCCACAUGACCUUGCUUAAUGGAAGCAUGAUACAUUUAUAAUUCUGUAAUAUUUUUGUUAAUAUAUAUUAAUUAUAACUAUUUAUUUGAUAUAUUUUGUUAUUCUCUACUACCUCAAUUUUGAACUAGCUUAACUAGAUCAAUAAGUACUAAUUACUUAUAUUUAUCUAAAUAGGUAAGUAUUUUAUUUUUAUUUUCAGACUAUGUACUACGCACACACUAUUAUUUAUAUUUUCAUCCUAAAGAAUGUCUUGUCAAAGACGGAGUAGUUAACGAAGCUGUAGCUAAAUACUUUGGCCGGGAAAAUGAAAAUACAUCAAAGUAAGUUUUGAAUUAAUAUUUGAAAUUUUUAAAAGAGCAAAAAAUGUACUAGUUUUAUUGUUUACUUUCUUCAAAAAUUUUUGUUAAGGUGUUCUUACUGGUAAAAUAAAACAAAAUCGAGGGUAACCCAUUGUUUUAGAUUUUGAGCGAAGCAAAGAAUGUAUUAGUUUUAUAGUGUUUAUUUUUUUAUACUAUUUACAGAAAUUCUACCAGAAAGCUUACUCUGAAUAUCUUUUAUAAGAAAUCCUACUCUGAUUUACAAAUGUAGUAGCUUUUCAAAAAAAAAAUUUUAUCUGGUUAUAAGAUGUCAUUUUUUUGAUUUUUCAAGCGGUUUUCAUAAUAGUUGAGGAAAAAUUAAAAAACUUACUUAAAUUUAUAAAAUAAACUUUACUCUGAAUCAUUUAUCUUUGUAUAUAGAUAUAAAUUAAAUUUCUCUAUAUACUCCCUUUAUAACUUCUGGCCUAUGGCCUACUCAGCGUGCUAAGUUUGUCAGUCUUUUUUUCUGUGUGAAAUAUACGAAAUAUGUGUGAAAAUUUGAUACUAAAUUUAUCAUAAUGUAUUAAGAAUGUUUGUAAAAAAACAUUUGAUAACAGUACAAUUGAUUAUGUUAUUACGUGGAUUAAAAUAAUUUUUUAGUUGUAUCAAAAUAUUUGUAUUUGUAACAUUAUAACAAUUUUCAGAUGUAUAAGUUUUGUAUUUCCUUAUGGUGCUAGUUUAAAUGUUGCAAAACCAGCUGCCCCUAUACUUACUAGUGGUUCUGUUGCUUAUCCUUUGAAUAGACCACUUUGUGCUUUUUACUCUGCUUCAAAAUAUUCCAAUGAAGGUACUGUUAAAACAUAUGUAUUAUUAAUGCACAACUUGCAUUACAUAAUAUUGAGUCAGUUCACCUUUGCACUUUUCAUAUUGUUACAUAGUAUAAUUUAAACAAUUAUUUUUAUUUUGUUAAGUUAUUACAAAUUAUGUAAUAUUUAAAAAUAUAAUAAAAUGGUUAUAAUGUUGCAGCCAAAAGAGGUAAACUAGCUGUCAUUGGCUCUGGGCAUUUGCUAACAGAUAAAUAUAUUAAUUGGGAAGAAAAUGAUAAAAUUCGUGAAAUUUUGUUUGAUUUUUUGAUCACAAACAAUAUAACUUUAAAUGAAAUUGACGCUAAUGAUCCUGAGGUACAUAUUUAAUCUAUUUUACUGUGCAUUUUUAAUAUUCCAAUUUUUUCUCUGCAUUUUUGUGCACUUUAUCUUUGAAUUUAAUUUAUAUUUAAUUAUUUUUUUAAUAAAUAGUUUUUAUUUUUUAUUUUCAAGACAUCAGAUUAUAAAAUGAUACCAGACAUUGGAAUCUUGUCAUCUCGUGUACGCACCGGUCUUCAACUUCAAGAAAGUUUGAAUAGCACUGGUCAUUUAUUAUUUUCGGCAGAUAAUAUAAAUUCCCUUAUAGAAACUAAAUUGUGUUCCUUAAACACUUCAAUGUUACCAGAUACAUUAAAAGCAUACAAAACUUUAAGUGUUCCUCACAAUCAGUUACAGCUCAUUCCUCCGACAUUUAAUGACACCUUGCCUGCUUUACAAUUUGCUGUAAGUAUGAGUUAUGUAUGGUAUCAAUUCAUUUUUUCAAAUGUGUUUAUCUUAUAGGUAUAUCCACCACCAUUUCAAGAGUUACCAUCUCCAUUUUUAGAGUUAUUUGAUCUUGACAGUAUAUUUAAUUCAGAAAAAUCAUCAUUGGCACAUUUGGCUACAAGUUAUUUAGAAAUACAAUCUAAUGAUAAAACAGUCGAAGAUAACAUUAAUCAAUUUAUUAAUGAUGUUAAUGAAAAAUUAGAAAUAAUUGACCACAUUAAUGACUGUAAAAAAGUAAUACAAACAGUCUUUUCAUUUAUAAAUAAUUAUAAAAAAUAACAAUUUUAAUUUGAAUAAAUGCACCUAAAUAAUUUUUUUUUUAUUAUAUUACAAUUAUUGUAUUAUGAAUAAUAAAUAGUAUUUUUGCACUGAGAAAAUUUUUUUUUUCCAUUUUCUUUAACAAAAUGUUAUAGAAUUCUAUGUAAUAAAUUAAUUACAGUUAUACAUAAAUACAUUUAUUCACAAUUGCUUAUAGAUUUUUAACAUAACAAACUAAAUAUAUUUAAUUGCCACAAAGCAUUCUGGCAGUCUUUUGUACUUGACACAUUAAGUUACUUUUAUUUUGAGAUCCUGCAGAUCUACAAUAUCUACACUUUCCUCCAUGUGCCUUUCUUUGAUUUGUAUAAUGCAUAAGAUAUUAUGUAAAAAAUCAAAGCCCAUAUAAACAUCGAAAUAAAGCCCAUGUAAACAGCCUUGUGAUCAAAAGACCAACCACGCAUUGUUAUACCUCUUAAUGCUUCAAUAGCCAAUGUUAUUGGAACAAACUUAUUAGUAUACUUGACAAAAUGGCGAGCACCUUGGGUAGGCCAAAUAAAACCUAAAUAUUAGAAGUUUAUUUUGUUUAAAAUAUUAAAAUUAAUACAAAAUAUGAUAUUUAUGUAUUUACCACAAGCACACAUCAACAAAAAAUUGCUACCAAUUCCUGCAAAUCCAGCAGCAAAAUGACUGUCAUUUGCCAAAGCCAAUACAAAACCUUGAAAUAAUUUUUAUUGUAAGGACAUAUUUAUGUAUACAAAUAAUAAUAAUUUGACUAGAAUAAUAACCAACCAUAAAUCAUUCCUGUUAUUCCAAUCACUAUAAGAAGACUAAAUCCAAUUGUAACUGAUCCAAUAAACGGGUUACCAUAAAAUAUAUACAUAAUUAUUAAAAUUUCAAUUGCUUGUAUACAGAUGUAUGUAAAUUGAACAACUGAAUGAGCUAAUGCAAUUUCAAGAUAUGUCAUGCCAGAAGUUAAUACCCGAUCCAGUAUACCAUCAUUUUGCUCAUCAAGCAUAACAAAAGUUGUGAAAAUAAUUGGCAAAAAAAACAUACAUCUGAAAAAGUAU